Molecule: messenger RNA, 705 nt
Organism: Suillus paluster
Lineage: Eukaryota; Fungi; Basidiomycota; Agaricomycetes; Boletales; Suillaceae
Exons: 1
Coding region: 1-705 (234 amino acids)
Source: RefSeq, a predicted model, not a curated record
AUGUAUCAUGCUGUGAAUUGCAUAUACCUACCAUACCAUACUCGGCCCAUCUGUAUCUACCGAGUUCGCAAUCCGAUCCACCCCACUGGGCCCAUCCGUAUUUACCAAGGUCACAAUCCUAUUCACCUAACUGGGCCCAUCCCUAUCUACCAAAGUCACAAUCCCAUUCAUCUAACUGGGCCCAUCCCAAUCUACCGAGUUCACGAUCCUAUCCACCUCACCGGGCCCAUCCCAAUCUACCGAGUUCACAAUCCUAUCCACCUCACUGGGCCCAUCCCUAUCUACCGAGUUCAUAAUCCUAUCCACCUAACUGGGCCCAUCCAUAUCUACCGAGUUCGCAAUCCUAUCCACCUAACUGGGCCCAUCCCUAUCUACCGAGUUCACAAUCCGAUCCACCUCACUGAGCCCAUCCCUAUCUACCGAGUUCGCAGUCCUAUCCACCUCACUGGGCCCAUCCCUAUCUACCGAGUUUGCAGUCCUAUCCACCUAACUGGGCCCAUCCAUAUCUACCGAAGUUGCAAUCCCAUUCAUCUAACUGGGCCCAUCCCUAUCUACCGAGUUCACGAUCCUAUCCACCUCACUGGGCCCAUCCAUAUCUACACCCCGGGCCCACCUGCUUCAAUCAUCAUGUACUUUCCUUUAUCUCCAAUAGCUAGCUAUCAUAUACUACACAGCUGGCCCAUUCGUCAGUGUCGGGUACCCUGA